AUGGCAACAUUUCAACAGGCAGCUAUAUAUCAUGUCUCGCAUGUUGACUCAACAAGCCGUCAGAGAAGUACUAUCUCUGUUUAUGAUUUGGAUCGAAAUCUGAUUCCGACUUCACCACCAAAUUUGCCAGUUCCUAAUCAAGAAACUGAAACCAGAAAUUCGCUACAAGAACACAACCACGGAAUAGAUUGGGACUUCUUAAAAUCAUUGCCUGGAGUUGGAAAUGGGUUGGAUGAGGCCCAAGUAGAAAAAGCUGCUGAAGAUUUGAAAUCCUUUCUUGAACCUCCUCACAAACCGAUUUUAGGAAAAUCCCAAAUUGUUGCCUCUCCUUGUGACAAUCCGUCAAUAGAUUCUCGUUGUACAAUCAAAAGUAAAAAUAAUAAUGGUAAACACAAGCAAGAAGGAAGAGAAGGCACAAGCAAGGAUGAAACAACAUUGGCAAAUGAGGGAACCAAAAUUGAAUUCAGAGGUGGAAUCUAG
Messenger RNA from Oldenlandia corymbosa var. corymbosa, 480 nucleotides. The record is from the annotation of a GenBank genome assembly. NCBI's taxonomy places the organism in Eukaryota, Viridiplantae, Streptophyta, Magnoliopsida, Gentianales, Rubiaceae.